Molecule: messenger RNA, 4948 nt
Organism: Chironomus riparius
Lineage: Eukaryota; Metazoa; Arthropoda; Insecta; Diptera; Chironomidae
Source: the annotation of a GenBank genome assembly
AUGUUUCAUUUCAUUGCAGAUUAUCCACGUGUUGAAGUCGGUCCAGAGAAUCCAUUACGUGUUGAACGUGACGGAACAGCAAAAUUGGAAUGUAAUGUCGAUGCGAAGCCAAAAGUGACAAAUGUAAGAUGGACGAGAGGUGGACGAUUCAUUAGUUCUUCAUUCACACACACAAUUCAUCGUGUUUCGGUACAAGACGCUGGCGAGUAUGAGUGUACGGCUGAUAAUGGAUUAGGACGUACUGGAACACAAAAGGUUCAAGUUGAUGUGCUUUAUGCACCUGUCGUAGUGAUUGAAACAAAAACACGUGAAGCUGAGGAGCGUGAAGGCAUCCAUAUUAAAUGUAAUGUCACAUCAAAUCCACCACCUGUUGAAAUUGAAUGGGUUAAAGAAGGAAAUCUCGAUUUUCGUCAAUCUGGCGAUGUACUAUCAAUCACUGACAUAAAAGCUGAACAUGCUGGUACAUACAUUUGCCGCGGUAUCAAUAAUAUGCGUCCAUAUGGAUCGAAAGCAAUGGAACGGGUUGGAAAUUCAACAGUUGCUGUUUUAAUUCGUCAUCGUCCGGGUAAAGCUGUUAUCACACCAAAUAAGCCAGUUGUUCACGUUGGAAAUAGUGUGACAUUUACAUGCUCUGCUAAUCCACCCGGUUGGCCAGUUCCACAAUAUCGUUGGUUCCGUGAUGUCGAGGGUGAAAUUUCAACGCAAAAAGUAUUAUCUCAAGGAUCACAAUAUGUCAUUCCUCGUGCACAUUUAGGAAGUGAGGGACGUUAUCAUUGUCAUGCAGCAAAUGAAUUGGGACAUGGAGAAAUGGCAACAAUUACAUUGGAAGUUCAUCAACCUCCACAAUUUUUAGCAAAACUUCAACAGCAUUUAACUCGACGUGUUGGUGAUAGUGACUUUAGUGUAUCAUGUAGUGCAAAAGGUAAGCCAAAGCCAUCAGUGAAAUGGUUUAAAGACGGUCGCGAAUUAACAAGCGAAGCUAAUUUCUAUGAAAUUACAACGUCGCCAAACGAAGGCCCCAAUGGUAUGGUUACCGUUCAAAGCAAUUUAAAAUUCUAUGGAAAAAUGCGUCCAAAUUCAAAUCAGCUCUUGCCAAACGACCGUGGAACUUAUUCAUGUGUUUACCAAAACGAAGUUAAUUCAGCCAAUUCAACAAUGCACCUGAAAAUUGAACACGAGCCAAUUAUUUUGCAUCAGUAUAAUAAAGUUGCCGCUGAUCUUCGUGAAACAGCAAUUGUUGUUUGUAAAGUUCAAGCAUAUCCAAAGCCAGAAUUCCAAUGGACUUAUGGAACAAACACGGCACCAAUAUCAAUGAGCUCCGACGCCCAUUAUGAAAUUAAUACACAAAGUGAUAACAAUGAUGUCUACACAAGUGUCCUAAAAAUCCAUAACGUACGUCAUAAUGACUAUGGUGAAUACAAUUGCCGCGCAUCUAAUUCAUUAGAGACAAUUAGAGCACCAAUUAGAUUACAGCCUAAAGGACAACCAGAGAAGCCAACAAACCUUGACGCAUCAGAUAUCGGAUCGAAUUUUAUCGCAUUAAAUUGGACACCUGGAUUUGAUGGUGGAUUAAGCAACACGAAAUUCUUUGUCUUAUACCGUAAAGUGUCAAUUCCAAGUAAUGAAGUCAAUGGAGAUUGUGGCUCAUAUUACACAUCAUCACCGGACUGGUCUGAAUUUGACUGUCAUCGAAAUCAUCCAUGCAAUAUUACACCAUUAGAUCAACAUUCCAGUUAUGUAUUUAAAGUUAAGGCAAUGAACACGAAAGGAAAUUCCGAAUAUUCAAGCGAAAUAACGAAAACGACUAAAGUCAGUAAGAUUCCAUCAGCAUUACGAGUCUCAUAUGAUCCAUCAACAAAAAUGUUGGGCAUUAAUGUCGGUCAGACAUGUUUGGCCCUAACGGCAGUUGUGGAAACUCUCUUACAUGCUGAAACACAUGUACCUGAAUGGCAUAUUGUUGGACAGAUACAAUUGGCAGCCUCAGGUAAUGCACCAACUUUCAAAGAAUCGAUUGUUGAAAAUAUUAUAAUGCCAAGAAGGAGCGCUGCUCGAUCAUUAGAGGACGAAGAAGACUUUACAAUGGCAUUAGAAGAUGAAAAUACGCCACGUGUACGUGUUAAAUUGUGCCUUAGAGGCAAUCCUGAACAUUGUGGUGAAUAUAUUGGUGCUGAAAUUGGUCCAUCAUAUAUUCAGGACGUGGCAUCAAUUAACAUGCCAACAUUGGUUGCAAUUGUCGUAUCCUGCAUCGUAUUCGCUCUCUUUAUUGGACUCUUACUCAUGUUCUGUCGAUGUAAGAAGAAGCAAACAAAAAAGAGUGUACAGGCAAAGGAUUACGAAAUGGAUUCAGUACGACCAUCAAUUGUUGCACAACAGAAUCAAGCACCACCACCCUAUUAUCCAGCAAGUGGACUUGAGAACAAGGCACUCGAACAUUCAAUGGAUCUUGCAUUGGCAAUGGAAGAGCAGAAGACUGCAAUUUAUGCUACACAAAAUGGAUAUGGAUACAAUACAGGAAUUCAAGUUCCAUCACACAACAUCCCAGCAGAAUGGGUUAAUAUGGGCUAUAUGGAAAAUAGUUACUCAAAUUCAAACAACGGCGGCAGUGUAAAUUCACAGGACUCACUUUAUCAAAUGAAAAUGUCAGCAGCUCCAAGUAAUUCCGGUAAUCUUAUUUCACAUCAAUAUGUUGAACGACAACCGUCAUAUGGUUAUGAUCCAUUGACUCAUGGAGGCUAUGGAACUGUAGAUGAUUACGCAACGUAUCCACAUUUAGCGACGACACCAUCACAACAGAUGAUUGCAGAAGAUUAUCAUAAUCAAAUGAUGAUGGCACAACAGCCACCAUCAAGACAAGACUACUGUACAGAUCCAUAUGCGGCUGUACAUAAACCAAACAAGAAACGAUUAGACUCACAUAUGGAAUCACCGUAUCAUGAUGUUAGUGGCCUGCCUGAUCCAUAUAUGGAACAAAUGGGUAUGAGCGAAGAUCAAUUAGAUCAUCCAAAGCCACCUCAGCAGCACAUGCAACUCGGAGGGUAUGAUGAGAACCUCGAAAGUGGCUACUCAACACCAAAUUCACGAAAUCGUCGUGUCAUACGUGAGAUAAUUGUCUGAGAUCAGCCUCGGGUACGUUUCGCUGAUGGUGGAACGUGCCAAUAACAGAAAUAUUAAAUUAAAAUUAUAACAAAAAAAUUUUCACGCGCACGUUGAUUAGAGAGAUAAAAAUUAAAUUAAAAAAAUUAAAACAAAAACCAAGUGUAAAUUAGGCUAGAAGGGUAAAAUUGAUGUUGGAGGACGAGAGGAAACGGAAAUUAAAAUUAGUGUAAAUUCAUUAAAUUAUAAUGAAGCAUAAUCCACGAAAAAAAGUAGGAAAAACAAAUCAAAAUCAAAUUUUAAAACCUCCCCCCAAAACUCAUCAUUAUUAUUUAUUAUUUGAUUAUCAUCAUCGACAUCGUCGUGCGGUUGUCCUACUCCACAAUCAAUCAAGGUAUUGAUUGUUGUGCAAUAUUAAAUUCAAUUUAAAGAACACACACGCGCGACAUGAAUGCAACACUUCUAAUUAUGAAUGACAUCCAUUUGCCUCAAAAGGAAUCCGCCAUCAGAUAACAAUAACGUUGGCAUUAUCAGAAUAUGUGGCUGUAUAUUUUAUAAAAAAAAAUUGAUGAACUUCCAUGUACCACAUAAUGAAAUAAUAAAUUGAUGAGUAUGAGACAGAUAGAGAGAGGAAAUAUAAAGGAUAUGAGACUGGGGAGGAGAUAUUGUUAAAUUAAAUGCGGAAUAAAUAUAGCAUUUUGUAUGAUAUAUCCAAAAAUGAGCUUAAAUUUCAUUCAAUCUCGCUACGAAAAAUUUUGUAAAUGAGGAUGAUGCUUUUAUAAUGAAAUGGAUUUUCACUGUUUUUACGUCGUACGCUUUGUGUAUUAUGAGAAAUUAUGAGUAAGGAGAGAUUUAUAGACAGCAUUGAUAUACACACAAUGUUACUAUUUAACAGGGUAGCUAGAUGAAGAAUCAUUAUCUCUCUUUUUCUGUAUUUUUGAGGGAACUGGAACUAGGUCAUGCAAUGGGAAUUUGUGAUAAUCCAUAGGAAUCUCUGGGGCACUUGUGCUGCAUUAUUUAUUUCCAUUUUCCUCAAAAUUAAAAUGAAAAUAAUUGGCGGGAAACUAAGUUCUCAACACUCACGACGUACUCCGACCACUCAUACCCUCCAACUCAAUCGCCCUCUAGUUACACUUAAGAAUCUCCAUCUCUAUUAUGCAUAAAAUCUACUUAAGUAUCUACUUAAAAGUAUAAAUAUACAUAAAUUGCAUAACUUAAAUGUCGAUGCACUUACAAAACAAGCAAAUUGUUAGGCAAAAAUAAAUUCUCAUUCACACUUAAAAAAUGUGAUAAUUUUUUUAUUAAAAAAAUGUAAUGCAAAAAAUAAUAUUUUAAAAAAAAAUCGCAAGAAAAAAAAUUGAGUAGCAAAAUAGAUAUGUGUAGUCGCCCUGACAUGUGUCACUUAGUUUUUCAUAAGGAAGUGAGAGAAAAAGAUGAAAUUUUCUCGAGGAAUUCAAUUUUAAUGACGUGAUGGAGAAAAUUAAAUUAGAUGAUUGAAUUUUCCCAUCAUUUCAUCACAUCACAUUAUUAAAUGUACAACUUAGAUAACUAAACAAAAUGAUAUUAAUGUAGGAUGGAUGGAUGAUAAUGAUGAUACGUGGAAAAUUUUUAUCACUAAACGAGGAAGUAACGAUUUUUUAUUGUAUGAUAAAAUUUAUUCAAUCAUUCAGGUUGAGCUUUUUGGAAGAUUUGUUGGAAUGUUCAUUAACCCAACGGUUAUUUUUGAAUUUUUCCCGCACAUUUUGGUUGGAAAGAAUUUAAAUUUGAUCAUGUCAGAAUCAAAGUUAUUAAUUUGCAGGUUUUGAAUUGUUCAAGCCUUUUUAUUAAGGAAUUCAAGCAAAAAAAAGCUUUGCUC